AUGGCCGAGCUGGAGCACCUGGGCGGGAAGCGGGCCGAGUCGGCGCGCGUGCGGCGGGCGGAGCAGCUGCGGCGCUGGCGGGGCUCUCAGACCGAGCAGGAGCCCGCCGAGCGGCAGCCGCGCACCCGCCGCGGGGCCCCCCGGGUCCGCUUCGAGGACGGCGCGGUCUUCCUGGCCGCCUGCUCGAGCGGGGACACCGACGAGGUGAAGAGGCUUCUGGCCAGAGGGGCCGACAUCAACACGGCCAACGUGGACGGCCUGACCGCCCUGCACCAGGCCUGCAUCGAUGAGAACUUUGAGAUGGUGAAGUUCCUGGUGGAGAACAGAGCCGACGUGAACCAGCAGGACAAUGAGGGCUGGACGCCUCUGCACGCGGCAGCGUCCUGCGGCCACCUCAACAUCGCAGAGUACUUCCUUAGCCAUGGAGCCAGCGUGAGCAUUGUCAAUAGCGAAGGGGAAGUCCCCUCCGACCUUGCGGAAGAGCCUGCCAUGAAGGACCUCCUUCUGGAGCAAGUGAAGAAGCAAGGGGUCGACCUUGAGCAGGCGCGGAAGGAGGAGGAGCAGCAGAUGCUUCAGGACUCCAGGCAGUGGCUCAACAGCGGGAAGAUCGAGGACACCAGGCAGGCUCGCUCUGGGGCCACCGCCCUACAUGUGGCUGCUGCCAAGGGCUACUCCGAGGUCCUCAGACUGUUAAUUCAGGCUGGCUAUGACCUGGACGUGCAGGACCAUGACGGCUGGACGCCCCUCCAUGCCGCUGCACACUGGGGGGUGAAGGAGGCUUGCUCCAUCCUGGCAGAGGCCCUCUGUGACAUGGACGUCAGGAACAAGCUGGGCCAGACCCCAUUUGACGUGGCUGACGAGGGCCUUGUGGAGCACCUGGAGAUGCUGCAGAAGAAGCAGAGUGUGCUUCGAAGUGAAAAAGAGACGCGGAAUAAGCUCAUUGAGUCAGACCUGAACAGCAGGUUGCAAAGUGGACUCUUUAAGAACAAAGAGAAGAUGCUCUAUGAGGAGGAGACACCCAAGUCCCAUGAAGCGGAGGAAGAAAACAAGGAAUCCAGCAGCUCUAGCUCGGAGGAGGAGGGUGAAGACGAAGCGUCUGAGUCCGAAACUGAGAAGGAGGCAGAUCGGAAGCCAGAGGCCAUUGUCAACCAUUCCAACUCAGAAAGCAAGGGCCGUAUCACGGAGCAGAGACCAGCACCAGCUCAGAACACCUCCUCUGCCCCCUCAGCCAGGAGGCUCGCCAGCUUUUUUAACAAGCUGGAGGAGCCCAAAGAUGAGUCUCCUUCUUCAUGGCGCCUGGGACUCAGAAAGACUGGCAGCCACAACACACUGAGUGCGGUGGCCGACACCCGGGAAACUGCAAGGGAUCGGGGCUCUGCCCUCUCCCGCUCGGCAUCCAGCCCUCGAAUCUCCGCUCUGCUGGACAACAGGGACAAGGUACAGCACGGCUCCAAGGAGAGAGAAAACAAAAGCUACUUUAGCUCACUGGCCCCCCGGAGGUUCAGCAGCACAAGUGAUGCCGAAGAGAAGGAGAACAGAGAGUCGGCUGUGAGCCUGGUGAGGAGCGGCUCCUACACUCGGCAGCGGAGGGACGAAGCCAGGGGGAGCGAAGCACCACAGCCCGUCGUCCCUUCCACCUACGUGUCCACCUACCUGGAAAGGACUCCUCACAAGUCCCCCGCUGACUCCACGGCAGAGAAAGCAGACAGUGUCUCUCCGAGCACCCCUCUGUGUGUGAUCACCAAUCGCCCCCUGCCGAGCACUGCCAACGGGGUCACAGCUUCCACUCUGCUGUCCACGCCUGGGACGGACUCCUCUGCGGAAGCCAGGGAGAGACGGAGGUCGUAUCUGACCCCUGUCCGCGACGAGGAGGCCGAGUCCUUGCGGAAAGCGCGCUCCAGGCAAGCCCGGCAGACCCGAAGGUCGACGCAGGGAGUGACCCUGACAGACCUGCAGGAGGCAGAGAGGACCUUCAGCCAGUCCAGGGCAGAGCGGCAGGCUCAGGACCAGCCUGACCAGAAGCCGGCGGGCACCGAAGGGCCAGAGAGCCACGCCGAGAGGCAUGAGACCUCCGCAGUCCCUGCAAAGGACGCUGGGGAGGGCCGCCAGCCCUGGGCCCGGGGUCUGGAUGAAGAGCCUGUCCCUCGCCGCCUGAGGUGUGCAGCUGCGCCAGACAAGCCCACGACAGCUGUGUCCCCGUCCACAUCGGCCCUCUGCACCAGCUCCCACCUGCUGCGGACAAGCACACCGCCAGCCCCUGACCCGGAGACAAAGGACAUGGACAAAGAUGAGAGUGAGGAAGCAGGUGUGGACGACCCGUCCUCUGGCGGGCUGUCCAUCCGUGAGAGGAGGCGGCCCCGAGAGCGGCGGAGAGGCACGGGCAUCAACUUCUGGAUGAAGGACGAAGAUGAAGCCGAUGGCUCUGAAGAGGUGAAGGAAGCGUGGCACGAAAGACUUUCUAGGUUGGAGUCUGGAGGGAGCAACCCUGUGACCAGCGACUCCUACGGUGACCGGGCCUCAGCAAGAGCCCGCAGGGAGGCCCGCGAGGCCCGCCUGGCCUCCCUGACCGGCCGAGGGGAAGAGGACAGCAGCAAGGACUAUAAAAAGCUGUACGAGAGCGCCCUGACCGAGAACCAGAAACUGAAGACCAAGCUGCAGGAGGCCCAGCUGCAGCUGGCAGACGUCAAGUCCAGGCUGGAGCAGGUGGCCCAGAAAGAAGAGAAGACGGCCGCCAGGUCCUCGAUGCUGGAGGUGGAGAAGCGGGAGAGGCGUGCCCUGGAGCGGAAGAUGUCAGAGAUGGAGGAGGAGAUGAAGGUGUUAACAGAACUGAAAUCCGACAACCAGAGGCUAAAAGAUGAGAACGGCGCCCUCAUCAGAGUCAUCAGCAAGCUGUCCAAGUAGCCAGGAGCCAAGAGGCGGUCGGUGCCUCCGCCUCGGGCUGCGGGAAGGUCUGUCCCCGCCCUCCCGCGUCACCUGCUGUGCCGUCUGUGCCCCCCAUGCUGGCCCUGCCCCACCUGCACCGGGAUUUACCCCAGUUCUCACAGGGCCUGGCGAGGGCCGCUGUGUCCCACCCAGCUGUGGGCCCUGUGCCCCUCGGCACAGAGAAGCUGUGGGGUGGUCGUCACGUUUGUUAGGUCCCAGGGGCGCGAGCACUGCCCCGCUCAAGCCACCUCGGACCUGCGUUCCCCUAGCUCCGCGUGGUGGCGGCUUCUGUCAUCAGCUGUCACACCCCUGAGUAGUUCUGCGGCUCGGUGGCCCUGGUUCCAAGUCCCGUCCUUCCUACUUCCUCCCUCUGCUCCACCGCUCACCGCACUGAACACAGGACCGGGCCCUGUCCCCGAGAGGCACCGGUGCCCACCUGGGUUCCCUCCCACUGUCCCCGGCAGGUGGCUCUGUCCUGCUCGCUCUGGCUCCUGGUCUGAGGAGAAGGACAUGCCCCAGGGCAGAUGGAGAGCUGGGCAGGGGGCGGGUGGGGCAGGUGUGGGUGGCAGAGGCCGCGCCCUGGAGCCUGCACUGCAGGGCAUUUGUUUAGGGGGAGACGCUUGUUUCCUAGACGCGCAGAAGGAGUCGGUCACCAGUCUGGAGGUGAGGGCUGCAGGGCCUGAGCCCUCAGCCAAGCUCUGCACUGGACUGCCCCACAGCUCCAGCCUGUGGCCAGGUGGGGGGGGGGGGGGGCACACAAAUACCCAGGAAGUUUUCUGAUGUGAGUUGAGGUCUGGGGUGCUCCCGCCGUCCUGAGCCGUUAGAUGGGACAGCUGGGUGCUCUGGCGGCUGGUCACCUUGGCCCUCCUCCUGGGCUAACACCGCCUUGUGGACGGCUUGCCUGCAAUCAGACCUCAGUUUUUCACGGUGGCCCAGCACCCCCCUUGGGCACGUGCCUUGUGCCAGCGCUUCACCCCAUGCGUGUGAGGCCCCCUGAGUGCCCUCUUCAUCGUGCGGCUGCUGGUGAUGGUUCUUAGCGUGGUCCAUUCUCGGCCUCCGUCACCGUAUUACUUCCUCCCAGAAAGUGCAGCACGUCCUGCACAGUGCUCUCAGCCAACGCCCACGCGGGAUGAGCGCUGCCCCGUGGGACCCUCACUCCGGACACCCACCACGGGCCUGCGGUGUGGGCUCAGCCCCAGGCACCUCCUCCUAGGGACAGUCCUGGCCGACCCCUGGCACGCCCUGGGUGUGGGGAGGGACGGGUGGCUGCCCCUACUCAGGAAAAGACGGUGGAAUCGGGACGACGGCCGCCCCUCUCCCCUGAGCAGGCAGGCGGAGGGGCCCGGAGCUGUCAGCCUGUGUGCCUUCCGUACGUGGGACGGCUCUCAGACUCGGCUGUGCCCUCCGCUUUCAAGAUGCCUUUUCUUGCCAGAAAGUUCUCCUUGUGGUGAUGAAGUGACUAGUUUUUCACUCUCAGGAAUACCGGGUCUAUGGCCGAGAACUCGUGAAAGUGUAGCCCCUGGGGUGCCGGCCUUGCUGCCUGCCGUCGGCUUUAUCAGACGGACUGGGUUCUGGUGUCUCCAGGGAGCAGACGCCACAUCCUCGCGCCCGCUGACCAGAGCCCGCUGUGCGCGGACCUGGGGCCACAGCAGGGCCACCUGCUGCGUGGACGGUGAACUGGGCAGCUGUCUGUGGAAUGUCGGUGGGGAGGGCAGGGCCCUGGCCAGCCCACACCCUGUGCUCCUCGGCAUCUCAGCCGACCUGCGGGGUGAGGUGGCCGCAGGGGCCCCACCGGGGCCUCCCUUCCCCACCGCUCUGGGCACGCUGACCGGCUGUCGCUGCCAAGCAGUCUGAAGAACAGGAGGCCCUGAGCUCUGCCGGGCAGGCUCCUUGGCUGGCGCCUGGCCCGCGUCCCACUGUGGGCGGCUUCUCCUCGAGCCGGGGCCUGGCCCUGGCCGCUCUUGGAGACCAGGAUGUGCUGCCCGCUGAGGCCUGCAGAGGUGGUGUCAGGUCGGUUCACCGUCCUUUUGCCCUAAACGAGACGGGCGCUGGCCCGAACGUCGCACUCAGGAAGUAAGGAGCCGAGACCCCGCUUACCAGCCUGUGAACCCCACAAAAGUGUGAACUACUGACCGUCUCCCCGGGGCUUUAAUUGAGCCAGAGUGGAGAGAACGGGAAAGUCAGAGCCGUGCGCUGGGCUGGGUCUUUGCCUACCGGCCCCUGGCCCCUGGCCCCUGGCCGCCCAGACAGGUGGUGUUUCUGUCCUACUGGGCACAUGAGGUGGCCGAGGGACCAUGGGGCACAGAGCUCUGUGGUGUGUCCAGGCUGCUGGCUCCCCGGAAGGGAACCCCGAAGGGACCCUGCAGCCAGGCCGAUGGGAACGGGGCUGCUGGUUCCCUGGGCCCGGACCUUGGGUGGCUCUGCCUGAGCCCGUCCUCCCUUUAAGGCACCGCCAGGCCAGGCCAGGCCGCCCCACUGAACACAGCUGUCCCUGCCCACAGCUUGGCCACUGUGCUGCAGUCCCCACGCCGUGUGUGAGGUGGAUCUUGCCCCGUGAUGAGUCCUGUGACCCAAAACAAGGACAAGGCAGGGAGUGGGGCAGAGUUAGGGGUCUUUCCCUGGACGAGUCCGCAGAGGAGACUCGGUUGUCCGGUCCUGCAAGGACCUCGCUCUCGAAAGGCUGGUGG
Molossus molossus (Pallas's mastiff bat) is the source of this 5609-nucleotide messenger RNA. RefSeq names its product protein phosphatase 1 regulatory subunit 12B (gene PPP1R12B). Gene Ontology annotation, biological process: signal transduction. Gene Ontology annotation, molecular function: protein kinase binding; enzyme inhibitor activity; phosphatase regulator activity. Gene Ontology annotation, cellular component: cytoplasm; A band; Z disc. The transcript has 24 exons. NCBI's taxonomy places the organism in Eukaryota, Metazoa, Chordata, Mammalia, Chiroptera, Molossidae. Bases 1 to 2901 code for a protein of 966 amino acids. The record is from RefSeq and is a predicted model, not a curated record.